GGGCUUCCCAGUCCUCCGCGCCGCGCGGCUCUCGACUCCACCAACCAUCCCAGCUUCCAAAGGGGAGACAAGCGCUUUCCCUCAUCUCCCCCCAACAGAAACUACGUACCAUCUCGUGUAAAUUGCCUGGGAGUUAGAGUUACACCUGCGCCGCAAAGGUUUUUACUGGCGAAACCGCACGCACGAGCGGGCCAGCACCCAGCACCCAGCAGAAGCAGGGUAUUCCUCUGUUUCUCCAGCAGCCAGCCAUGACGUCGUGCGCGGGAGACGCCACGGUGGCGUGCAGGGAUGACGCGCGGCCGCACGGGGACGCGGCCUGCGGCGUCUCCUGCCCCUUGCUCGCCAAGCCCGCUGGGGAGGUCCACAUCCCGGUGGCCGGCGAAGACGCGCCUGCCGUGCCCGUGCUCACGACCAAGUCGCCCGGGCGGCUCGCCACCGCGGUGAAGGAGGCCCUGUUCGUAUUCCUGGGCAUGGCGUUCCCGAAGACGCCCGUGGUGUCGUCCAGCGACGCGCGUGGCGAGGCGCGGUCGAUUCUUGGCCUCGCGCUCCCGAUGAUUCUGACGGGCCUCCUCCUCUACCUCCGCUCCAUGAUUUCGAUGCUCUUCCUCGGUCGUCUCGGCGGCCUGGCGCUCGCCGGCGGGUCACUCGCCAUCGGCUUCGCCAAUAUCACUGGGUAUUCCGUGCUCUCCGGCCUCGCCAUGGGCAUGGAACCCAUAUGCGGCCAGGCAUUCGGCGCGGGCAACUUCUCGCUGCUCGGAAUCACCAUGCAGAGGACGGUGCUGCUGCUCAUCGCCGCGGCCGUUCCCAUCGGUGGCCUCUGGAUGCACAUGCGGCCUCUCCUCCUCCUCUGCGGCCAGGACACCGGCAUCGCGGCGGUCGCCGAGACCUACAUUCUGGCGUCGCUCCCGGACCUCGUCCUCCAGGCGUUCAUCCACCCCGUGCGGAUAUACCUCCGGGCGCAGUCCAUCAACCUGCCGCUCACGGUCUGCGCCGCGCUCGCCAUUGCCAUCCACCUCCCCAUCAACUACGUCCUCGUCACCGUCCUCGGCCUCGGCAUCAGAGGGGUGGCAUUCGCCUCCGUGCUGGCGAACCUGAACCUCCUACUCUUCCUCCUCGGCUACAUCUUCUUCAUGGGCGUCCACAGGCGCACCGGCGGCUUCGUGCUCUCCCGCGAGAGCUUCCGCGGCUGGGGCGAGCUCGCCAGCCUCGCGCUGCCGAGCUGCGUCAGCGUCUGCCUCGAGUGGUGGUGGUAUGAGAUCAUGAUCCUGCUGUGCGGCCUGCUGCUGAACCCGCAGGCAACGGUGGCGUCCAUGGGCAUCCUGAUCCAGACCACGUCACUCAUCUACAUCUUCCCUUCCUCCCUCAGCUUCGGCGUGUCCACCCGCGUCAGCAACGAGCUGGGCGCGAACCGGCCCGAGGACGCGAGCCGCGCCGCCACGGUGGGGCUCAUGCUGGGCUUCGCCUUCGGCGGCUUGGCGUCCGCGUUCGCGUUCGCGGUGCGGAACGUGUGGGCGAGCAUGUUCACGGCCGACCCGGCGAUCAUCGCGCUCACCGCGUCGGUGCUGCCCGUCCUGGGCCUGUGCGAGCUCGGCAACUGCCCGCAGACGACGGGCUGCGGCGUGCUGCGCGGCAGCGCCAGGCCCAAGGACGCCGCCAGCAUCAACCUCCGGUCCUUCUACCUCGUGGGCACGCCGGUGGCGCUCGUCCUGGCCUUCUGGCUCCACUACGACUUCAAGGGCCUCUGGUUCGGGCUCCUGGCGGCGCAGGCCACCUGCAUGGUGCGCAUGCUGCUGGUCAUCGGCCGCACGGACUGGGCGAGCGAGGCCAAGCGCUCGAGGCAGCUCACCGGAGCCAAGGACAGCGACGACAAGGCUGGCGGAGACGAGAAGUCGCGCUUGUUGCUUGGCGACACGGACAUGGAGAAAGCCAAUGCUCACUCUGAUCAGUGUUGAUAGCUACAGCGCCAGCCGCAUGUGUGCUUUGCUCUAAUCUACUCUUUUCCCCCUUUUCUAUUUCCCCCAUUUUCUAUGGCGGGGGAGGAGGAAUCAGAGGCUGACAGAGUGACAAUUUUGUUCGCCACAUUUGGUAAUUAGCAUGUAAAGAUUUUUCUGAUUAUUAUCACAGAGAUUGAACAUACAGUAUCUAGCGCUGACACGAAAGAUUCUUUUUU
Messenger RNA from Sorghum bicolor (sorghum), 2170 nucleotides. RefSeq names its product protein DETOXIFICATION 49. The coding region runs from base 249 to 1952 and encodes 567 amino acids. Lineage: Eukaryota; Viridiplantae; Streptophyta; Magnoliopsida; Poales; Poaceae. The record is from RefSeq and is a predicted model, not a curated record. Gene Ontology annotation, biological process: xenobiotic detoxification by transmembrane export across the plasma membrane. The transcript has a single exon. Gene Ontology annotation, cellular component: membrane. Gene Ontology annotation, molecular function: xenobiotic transmembrane transporter activity; antiporter activity.